CCCUUCCCUCCCCUCGGCCGCUCCUCCUGCUCCGACAGAGACAGGCAAAAGGCGGAGGAGGAGCAGCGGACCUCCACAGUUUAGAGUCGCUGGGUGUAGAGCAGCAGUCGGUCGGCGGGUCGGUUGGUCGGUAGCGACAGCGGGAAGACGUCACCUCCUCACGGCUAUUUUCUAGUGACCAGUGAAGGGCCAGCAGGGAGAAGAACAGCAGAGGAGGCGAGCAGAGGCGGAGACGGUAAUUGCAUUUCUGGCUGCCCUGUGGGAACAUGGGAUAUAUGACCUCAUCAUUCACCUGUGAGCCUCUCCACUAAACAACUCCAGAAAGGAAAGAAGAAUGACCGAAGUAGCCGUAGAAAGUGUCCUCCUAAGCGUGACGUCGUGUGACGCCAUCGGCUGCACCUCCCCUCCGCCGUGCCUGCCCCUGUGCAAUCAGAGCGAGGACGAGGAGAGUCACAAUGAGAUCAAGAAGCUCGAACUGCAGAAACUCUGCAACCAGGUGCAACCAAAGAAAAAAGUAAAGGCCAAAGGAAAGUUGGUGCGCAGCAUGGCGGUCUGCGAGGAGUCCUUCCUGUGUGAAGACACCCAGGCGUCCCCAGACGCGAACAUCUCAUCUAGCUGCCAUGACAACGAGAGGAUUUCCUGUAAGGACGAAGAGCCUGACAAGAGCGCGGAUCCAAAGAAGCAUUCACUGUCCAAAGAGUCCAGCGUGGAGUACACCGACUCCACCGGCAUAGACCUGCACCAGUUCAUCGUCGACACGCUCAACAGAAACCCCAGAGAGCGCAUGAUGCUGCUUAAACUGGAGCAGGACAUGAUCGACUUCAUCACCAGCAAUAGUACCUUUAAGAAGUUCCCUCACAUGUCGUCCUACCACCGUAUGCUGGUCCACCGGGUAGCGGCCUACUUCGGCAUGGAGCACAAUGUGGACCAGACGGGAAAGUCUGUCAUCAUCAACAGGACCAGCAGCACACGCAUACCGGAGGAGCGUUUCGUGGACAAGGUGCAUAAAGAGGCAGAAGAGAUCCACCAGUGGAAAACAAUUUUAAAGAGAGACAACAGCUCGGAUGACCAGAACCGACUCCACCCCUUGUGGGAGAAGCAGAGCAAGUCAAUGGAGGAGAGGGAGGAGGAGUACCAAAGAGCACGAGACCGGAUCUUCAACCAGGAGCCACUCUGCACCCAGGAGAGCGCCUCUGCAGAAACCAGGGAUGUGGAGGACUGCAAUCCAUAUGCUGAGACCCAGAGGAGAAGGCAGCUCUUCAGGGGGAGCCGUGACAGCUCAGGCUCCAGCUGGACGGGCAGCAGCAGGCAGAGCAGCACUGAGACCGACUGUCGCUAUAGCAACGACCCCCGACCUUGGAGCAGCACCGACUCCGACUCAUCCCACCAGUGGACAAAUCCGGCCCCGAAGCCGUGCCAGCCCGCCAACCGAGGGGAUCCGCGAGGUUCAGGCUCCAUCUCACUCUUCAGACUGCCAUCCACCUGUCCUCUCCCGUCUCCUCCCCCCAUCAUAGAAGAGCCGGCUCCCAACCCCGUCUACAUCAUGGAGAACGGGAUCCCGCCGGGGAGCAUAUUAGUGAACCCACACACUGGACAGCCGUUCCUCAACCCUGAUGGGACCCCUGCUGUGUACAACCCUCCAGACAGCCAGCAGCCAAUCAGGAGCCAGACUCAGCUGCACGCCUCUCCGCCUCAGCAGGUGGUUCAGUGCUCUGUCUCUUACGCGGCUCCGCCGAUGUUGCCUGUCACCCCCUCACAGCCAUACUCGACAAUUGAAGAUCUGUCCUCGCAGCUUGCCCACGUGACGAUGGGCUGUCAGUCGGCGGGGGAGGUCCCGCCCCUCUACCCUCCCAGUCAGGGUUACAUCUAUGCAGCUCCUCCCCCUCCUCCCAACCCUUCCAGCUACUGCCAACCCUCUCCUCAGGUGCCUGUGUAUUACUACGGCCAGUGCCCUACCUCAGCUCAGCAUGCUUGCAGGCCAGUGUCGCCUAGCCAGCACAUCCACAGCCAGGCAGCACAGCCAGCAGCAGGUUAUGCUCCUGCUGUGAGGAUGCAGCAGUCUUCCCACACCCAGCCCCAGGCUGUGCUGGGGACCUACUCACCAGUUGCCUCCCAUCAGUGUAGCAUGGUUCAGGGAGGUGUUUCUGUGUCCUAUCCCCAUAGCAAAGUUGUGAGCGGGGUAGGCGGGGAGGCCGGUUACUGCUGCGUGGUGCCCCCACCCUCCCACCACAGCUGCACCAACCUCAGCGCGCCGUCCUGGAGCGCACAGUACUGAUGCCGUGAUGUUUCUUUUGGUUUCUGCGUGAACUCAAAUGCACACACAAGACACAAACACCCUUUUUUCACGGACCCCAACCCCCCCACCACCAACCCCCUCCCUCACCUACACACCCUCCUUAUGAAGCCCCCCGGAUAUGCUGUUCACACAACGUACCCCGACUCACAAAGAUAAAUGUACCCCUGUACCAAAGCUUAAUAGUAUAUAUCAGAGCUGCUGUAUUGAAUGCAUAAUUUAUAUACACAAAUGGAGUUUUAUAUUGAUAUUAAAUUAUAUAUUGUGUUUUAAGGAAAUGCACUGUGUGAAGAGAAUAAAGUGCUACGGCUGGACUUA
Messenger RNA from Mugil cephalus (flathead mullet), 2611 nucleotides. It is a transcript of the gene arpp21, whose product is annotated as cAMP-regulated phosphoprotein, 21. The transcript has 20 exons. Lineage: Eukaryota; Metazoa; Chordata; Actinopteri; Mugiliformes; Mugilidae. The coding region runs from base 335 to 2275 and encodes 646 amino acids. Gene Ontology annotation, molecular function: nucleic acid binding. Gene Ontology annotation, cellular component: cytoplasm. The record is from RefSeq and is a predicted model, not a curated record.